Messenger RNA from Echinops telfairi (small Madagascar hedgehog), 2146 nucleotides. RefSeq names its product tropomyosin 4 (gene TPM4). The record is from RefSeq and is a predicted model, not a curated record. NCBI's taxonomy places the organism in Eukaryota, Metazoa, Chordata, Mammalia, Afrosoricida, Tenrecidae. Gene Ontology annotation, molecular function: actin filament binding. The transcript has 7 exons. Gene Ontology annotation, cellular component: actin filament. The coding region runs from base 51 to 770 and encodes 239 amino acids. Gene Ontology annotation, biological process: muscle contraction; actin filament organization.
GCGGUGCUGCAGCAUUGCUGAGCCCAGCCUGCGCCCCGCCGUGUCCCGCCAUGGCCGGCCUCAACUCGCUGGAGGCGGUGAAGCGCAAGAUCCAGGCCCUGCAGCAGCAGGCGGAUGAGGCGGAGGACCGCGCGCAGGGCCUGCAGCGGGAGCUGGACGGCGAACGCGAGCGACGAGAGAAAGGCCGCUGGGGCCUGGUGCUCAGCAGGGAUUGCAGACAGUGCUUACUGGCACCUAUGUGGGGUCGUACUGGAGUGGGUGGUGGUCCUGAUGAGGUUGCUCCUUGCAGAGGCAUGAAGGUGAUAGAAAACCGGGCCAUGAAAGACGAGGAGAAGAUGGAGAUCCAGGAGAUGCAGCUCAAGGAGGCCAAGCACAUUGCUGAGGAGGCCGACCGCAAAUACGAGGAGGUAGCUCGGAAGCUGGUGAUCCUGGAGGGCGAGCUGGAGAGGGCCGAGGAGCGUGCAGAAGUGUCUGAGCUAAAAUGUGGCGACCUGGAAGAAGAACUCAAGAAUGUCACCAAUAAUCUGAAAUCGCUGGAGGCAGCCUCGGAAAAGUAUUCUGAAAAGGAAGAUAAAUAUGAAGAAGAGAUCAAACUGGUGUCUGACAAACUGAAAGAGGCCGAGACCCGCGCCGAGUUCGCAGAGAGAACGGUCGCCAAGCUGGAAAAGACCAUCGAUGACCUGGAAGAAAAACUCGCCCAGGCCAAAGAAGAGAACGUGGGCUUACAUCAGACACUGGAUCAGACGCUAAACGAACUUAACUGUAUAUAACCAUGACAGCAGAGUCUCCUUCCAGCAGAAACCCCAGGGCCCCGCGUCUUUCUCUUCUCUUGUAAGAAGUUCCUUUUGUUACUGCAUCUUCUCUUUGCUGGAAAUGUCAAGCAAAUUAUGAAUCCAUGACCAAUUAUUUUGUAUCAGAGAAGCUUUGAGCACCAGUUAAAUGAUUCCUUUUUUUUUUUCCCAAAUGGCACCAGCUUUUUCGGCUCUUUUUUUUUUUUUUUUUUCCUUAUCCUUAUGUUGCAUUUACUCCUAAGAUAGGCAGGGUUAUUUCCUAUUGAGUAGACUUUCUUCAGAUUGAGGGCAUUUGGUUCCUGGGAGAAUAAGAUGACCACACCCACCCACCCACCCACACAUACUUUCAAGAACACAGUCGAUUGGCUCUUCAUGAAUCACCUGAAAAGGCUGGAGAACAAAGCCUUCUGGGCCACCGUUUUUUCAGCAGGUAGGAGGCCAGGGACCAUCGCAUUGCUAUGGUGGGGAUUUUCCAUCCAGGAGUGGGGGAAAUGGCUAUAGUCAUAAACCACAGGUCGAUUAGCCUAAUCCCUGUGACCCUUUUCCACACUCCACUGGGCAGAGCAAGCAUGCUCUGAGCAGCAGCAUGAGAGUGCUUGGGAAGUAGUCUUGCGAGCCGCCCAAGUGUUUUCUGAACAAUCCUCGAUGUUAUGCGCUUCUGCAUGUUUCUUUCAUUCCCAAGUUGGCCUUUGAGAUGUCUUUUUCCAAUAAUGACCCAUGCUUCUCUGCUCUGGUGUGAGGCCAUCGUUCUCAGCAGGAAUGAAUAGGGUGGAGUUCAGUCCUCCCCAGGCCCGCCAUCUCAAAAAGCCUGCUAGCCACCAAUAAACUGGACCAAAGUGAUUUUCGCUUAACAAACACUGGGCAUAAGGGGCCUCUCAAAGUAGAGGUGAAAGAGUAGCUGCCCAGCUGGAUCUCCUCCAUACUUCAGGGCAUGGCAGGUGGAAGAGUGCUGGUGUAAGACUUCAACUCCUUCUUCAGGACCAAGUUAAUAAGAGACCAAGACACUCCUGAUGAAACUGGAUAUGGAGUUGUAGACAGGGCUGCACAUGUUGGCUUGGUUGUAUUUCUGCUUUCUCCAUUAGCAUCUCAGAGCUGAAACAUUCCACACUCCCCAGCAGAGCGGGGGGGACCCAAGUCAAGUUUACAAUCCCGGCCAAAAUCACCUUGCUUUGAGUUUAUCCACCUCCCCUGCCCCUCACUCCUAUUUAUUAAGCAUCACACUACCCAGGAGAUACACUAGCCAUUGUGUAAUUGACUUAAGACCCAUACUUUUCAUUUACGAUUCUUGCAACUGUAUCAUAUGUAAUAGUAUCUCUUUUUCUACAUUUUGGUCAAAUAAAUUUUUACAUAAACUA